CUGAUGAAGGGUCUCGCCCCGAAACGUCGACAGUGCUUCUCCUUAUAAAUGCUGCCUGGCCUGCUGCGUUCCACCAGCAUUUUGUGUGUGUUGUUUGAAUUUCCAGCAUCUGCAGAUUUCCUCGUAUUGGCUCAGGGUGUCUGACACUCCGAGGGAGGAGUUGUAAAAUUUGAUGGCCACAGAAAAAGAAAUAAACGGUAGCAAGAAUGUCGAAGAAGAAGAUGGGACAAGGCGAAGUUAAGAGCAAGCCUGUGGGGAUGGAACAGGAUGUCCUGGCUACAGCCACUAACCGAAUUGUCAUCCUGCAGAAUGAGUAUGAUGAAAUUGUCAAAGAGCUUAAGCAAUUGAAGUUGAAGACUUAUGAACUACGGAAAGAGAAUGACUUCCUGGAGAAGGAGGCACAGCAGACUCGUCUGGAGACGCAAGAAUACAUCCAACAGAUGGCAAAGAGGUCGGACAAAACACAGAAUCAAAUUAUCAGCUUGAGUGACGAAAACCAGAGGAAACUAGAAGAAAUCAAGAAAGCAAAGGAGAAAAUAUUGGCCGACUUUGAGUCUCAGAAACAAGAACUGAAAAAUAUUCAGAUUGAGAAAGAGACUGAGCUGGUUCAGAUUAAUAAGGAGAUCGAGAGCCUGAGUGAAUAUAAAGAACUGCGGGAGAUACAACUAGCCAGGAUCCAAGAGCUGGACAAGCAGGUGAUGGAAGCUCGGGCCUUGCACUCUCAGAAGUUGCACAACCUCAAGGUCAGGUUCAACAAAGAGAAGGCUGAGUACAAACAAAAUGCCAAAAAGAUGGUGAAGCAGUUGGAGAGAGAAGCCAACAAGGAGGCGGUCUGCUGCCUGAUCCAGCAUAUUGAAGCAAUCAAGACUGAGAACCAGGAGAUGCGGGAUGAGCUAGUUUGCCUGAUUCGUCGCUCCCGUGUCCUCCGCCAGCAGCAGCUGGAGUUAGAGGAACAGCAGGGCCAGUUGCUCCGGGAGAGGGAAUACUGCACCAAGCUGAGGGCACUGAGGCACAGGAAGCAUCUCAGUGAGUACCCUCAGCUCCAGACCAAGGAGGCAGACCAGAUCCAAGGAGAAGUCAAAGACUCAGGAACAGCCAGAGACUUGGCUGCGGCCAGUGUUGGGGGAGGCAACAGGGUCAGAGGGAGUGAGUAAUGGAAUGAAGAUCGAGGUGGAAGUCAAGUAGCUGGAGGAUUUGGAAGAAGUUGAACCAGCACAGUGUCAGAUGAGCCUUCCCCACCUUGGCCAGACAAAAAUGCGAAACCUUCCUCGUUCCAGGGAUUGUCUGAUCAUGUAGCAUUUUCUAUAUCACAUACGUCUUCAACUUUUGAUUCUUUUGCAAAAUUUGUAUUUUCUUUCUCUUUGUCGAUGAAUAUUAAAGUACUUUGGGUACAA
Messenger RNA from Hypanus sabinus (Atlantic stingray), 1394 nucleotides. It is a transcript of the gene ccdc166, whose product is annotated as coiled-coil domain containing 166. Lineage: Eukaryota; Metazoa; Chordata; Chondrichthyes; Myliobatiformes; Dasyatidae. The record is from RefSeq and is a predicted model, not a curated record. The coding region runs from base 207 to 1154 and encodes 315 amino acids. The transcript has 8 exons.